AGCUCAACUUGGUUAAAAAUAUUUGAAACAACUAUUAAUACAUCAAACAAAUAAAAAUCAAAUAAAUAAAUAAAAUUUAAUGUUCUAAUAUUAAAAAACUAAAAAAAAAAUAUUUUCAAAAAAGAAAAAGAUAACUAUGUGAUGAAAAUCUAGUCAUAUAUUCCGUUAAAUAUGAGAAUUCCAUAUGAAUUCAACACAAAACCAAAAACAAACACAUAAAACUUACUAAGUACCUCAGUAUGCAACAAACAACCAGCGCUAAUAGCCAAACUACGAUCAACAAAAAUACCAAUACCAGCAGCAAUACCGACAACAUUAACACCAACACAAGCACCACCAAUAUACUAGGCAGCACCAGUGCAGCUGCAUCAACAGAACCAAAUAAUAAUAAUCGUGCCAGAAGAAGAAAGCCACAAGGAAAAAUGGCACAACAACAACAACAGCAGCUACAACAUGCUGAGCAAAGCGAUACGUCACCGCCUGAUGACAACAAAAACAAAGAUUCCAAUCUGAUAGAAACGGGUUGUGUGCGUUAUGGCAAGUGCAAGUGGUUUAAUGUGGCCAAAGGUUGGGGCUUCGUAACACCACAUGAUGGCGGACAGGAAGUGUUUGUGCAUCAGAGUGUCAUACAAAUGUCCGGCUUUCGGUCGCUGGGCGAACAAGAGGAAGUUGAAUUCGAGUGCCAACUAACCGAGCGCGGACUGGAGGCUACACGUGUGAGCGGCAGCAAAGGACUCGACUGCACGGGCAGUACCUUCCGACCGCGCACGAAGAAGCGACGACGCGUACGCUGCUAUAAUUGCGGUAAAUUUGCUAAUCACAUUGCCUCGAUGUGCCCGCAGGAACCGCAACCCAAGCGCUGUCAUAUAUGCAAAUCCGAAGCGCAUUUCUUUGCCGAUUGUCCGAUGCGGCAGGAAUCAACUGCAAACGCUGAGUCGGCGACAAUAUCUAAUGACGACAACAGCCAGUGCGACGAUGCAGCGACGUGAGAGUGACAGAUGGGCAGUGGCCGUGGGAAUGCAAUAGAAGGACAAAGAGUUACCUCAACAUUUCUCCGAUAUAGUUGCUCGUCGUUGCAAUGCGCUUUAAUUUACCACCAUUCGCCGCCAUUUUGAAGUAUUUGCUUGGACCAAUUGAAUGGCUCCUUGGCUGAAGAAUGCUUAGUACAAACUUGAAGAACUACUACAUUUUUUCUUAUACAACAUAAAUUAAGUGAACAUUAAUGCUUAGUUCAAAAGACAUUUUUUAUGCAAAAAACUAUAAAAUUAUUAUUUAUUUUAAGUAUCCUUCAGGUAUCAUAUACUAUAAAUUACUAUCGACUUAGUUUUUUUUUUAAAUAUAAACGUAUAUAGAUAUUAUAUAAUAUUUACUUAAGCUAAGACAAGCAAGCAUUUGCAUGCAAUUAAAUGGAGAAUUAAAAUGCCAUUUUUAAGAGUACUUAGAUUUUAAAGAAAACUGUACAACAUACUACCUCGUAAAUAUUUGCUUAAUUAUAUAAUUUAUGUAAUUGUAAGUAUAUAUUUACAAAAACAAAAUAUUUUUAAAAUAAAUUUUAUGGUACAAAGAAUAACUGAAAAA
Messenger RNA from Bactrocera oleae (olive fruit fly), 1578 nucleotides. RefSeq names its product protein lin-28 homolog (gene lin-28). Gene Ontology annotation, molecular function: mRNA binding; zinc ion binding. Gene Ontology annotation, cellular component: cytoplasm; nucleus. The record is from RefSeq and is a predicted model, not a curated record. Gene Ontology annotation, biological process: pre-miRNA processing. Lineage: Eukaryota; Metazoa; Arthropoda; Insecta; Diptera; Tephritidae.